GGUGCGGCACCGCCCCGGCCCCCGCGCCGCCCUUUCAAGUAUCGCGUGAGCGGCCCCGCUGCCCGACGCCACGUCCUGCCGGUGCCGCUGGGGAGCGGCGGCCAUCGAGCCGCUGGGGGCUGCGGCUGGGUGAGGUUGAAGAAAGAAAGGAUUUAAUGAACUCGCUGCCGAUCGAAAUGGGAAGACGCCGAAAGCAGCAGCAAGGUGCCUGAUCGGCCUUCUGCCGCCUCUGCCGCCUCUGGAACGACAAGAGAAAGAUGCGUGUUCUGAUCCUUGUGGAAAGACAGUCCGUGUAACUGCGAGUGGAAGCUAUGUGCUGAAGUGGGACAGCCUGACAAAAUGGGGGUGCUUGUGUUCUUCGUGCCUUACAGCUUGCUUCUGACUGUAGUGCGAGGGCACAGCUUAUUCACGUGCGAACCGAUUACUAUUUCCAGGUGUUCAAGAAUGCCUUACAAUAUGACUUUUUUCCCAAAUAUCAUGGGACACUACGAUCAGGACACUGCUGCGCUCCAGAUGGAGCCUUUUCUUACUCUCAUGAAUCUUCACUGUUCACCAGACGUCCAUACAUUUCUGUGCAAGGCCUUUGUUCCUGCCUGCCUGGAGCAAGUUCAUGUGAUUCACCCUUGUCGUAACCUCUGUGAGAAAGUGUAUUCCGACUGCAAACAACUGAUUGACACUUUUGGAAUCACAUGGCCUGAAGAGCUGGAAUGUAGCAGACUAGUCAACUGUGAUGAGUCUGCUCCUGCCACUGCUCCUGUAACCACCAAUGCACAUGGAACUCAGAAGACCCCAGGGCAAACACGAAGGGAUUUUGGAUUCUGGUGUCCACGGCACCUACACACUUCCAAUGGACAAGGCUACAAAUUUCUGGGCAUCGAUCAGUGUGCACCACCAUGUCCCAAUAUGUACUUCAAAAAUUAUGAAUUGGAUGUUGCAAAAAGCUUCAUUGGGAUAGUUUCAAUCUUUUGUCUUUGUGCUACGCUUUUCACAUUCCUUACUUUUCUGAUUGAUGUUAAAAGGUUUAGGUACCCAGAGAGGCCGAUCAUCUAUUACUCCGUCUGUUACAGCAUAGUGUCUCUAAUGUACUUUAUUGGAUUUCUUCUUGGGAAUAGAACUGCCUGUAACAAGGCAGAUGAUAAGCUAGAAAUUGGGGAAACGGUUGUUCUUGGCUCCCAAAACAAAGCCUGCACGGUCCUUUUCAUGGUUUUGUACUUUUUCACUAUGGCAGGAACAAUAUGGUGGGUGAUUCUGACAAUCACUUGGUUCCUUGCAGCAGGAAGAAAAUGGAGUUGUGAAGCUAUUGCACAGAAGGCCAUGUGGUUCCAUGCAGUUGCGUGGGGGAUACCUGGUUUUCUAACCAUUAUGCUUCUUGCAAUGAACAAAGUGGAAGGGGACAAUAUCAGUGGAGUUUGCUUUGUAGGUCUCUAUGAUGUGGAUGCCUCUCUGUACUUUGUGCUUUUGCCGUUAUGCCUUUGUGUUUUCUUUGGUCUCUCUCUUCUGUUAGCUGGUAUUAUCUCUUUAAAUCACGUGCGCCAAGUCAUACAGCAUGAUGGCAGAAACCAAGAGAAGCUAAAGAAAUUCAUGAUCAGAAUCGGAGUUUUUAGUGGUUUAUACUUGGUGCCACUUGUGGCACUGCUUGGAUGUUAUGUCUAUGAACUGGUGAACCGGAAGAUCUGGGAAACAACUUGGGUGUUUGACCACUGUGACCAGUACCAUAUUCCUUGUCCAUACCAGGCAAAGGCGCUCGCAAGACCAGAAAUAUUUCUGUUUCUGAUGAAAUAUUUGCUGACAUUAAUUGUUGGCAUAUCUCCAGUGUUCUGGGUGGGAAGUAAAAAGACCUGUUCGGAGUGGGCCAAUUUCUUCAACAGAAACCGCAAAAGAGAUCCAAUCAGUGAGAGUCGAAGAGUACUACAAGAAUCAUGUGAAUUUUUCUUGAGGCACAAUUCCAAAGUUAAGCAUAAGAAGAAGCACUACAAAUCAAGUUCACACAGAUUGAAAGUGAUUUCUAAGUCAAUGGGAACUAGCACAGGAGGCACAACGAAUCAUGGGACUUCUGCAGUAGCAAUCACCAAUCACGAUUACCUGAGCCAAGAAACUGUUGCAGAAAUUAAAACUUCUCCAGAGACAUCUGAGAAAGAGAUGGAGGCAGAUGGAACAUCAGCCCAAAAAGCUGAGGAAGGUGAAAACAGUGGAAAUCAAAUGUUAAGUAUUUCUAAACUGACCGUGGAUCAGGUGGAAAAAAGAAACAAAGCAGACAGCAUGUGUGAUAUGAGUAGCUUGUCUGAGAGCCUGAAGAGAAUUGGUGAAGGCAGGGUAACUCCCAGGAAUGAUUUUAUUGAGUCUCCUCCGUUACAGAGCAGCAGUUCCCAAAUAGCAGACGUCUCCCAGUCGGGCUCCAUAGCACUGCUUGUCUACUCGGCCGCAGAUGGCAGGAAGGAGCUGGAUUCAGCAAACAGUUCAAACCAUUGAAAGACUGACAUUUUUAUAUGAACUCUUUCUGUGUAUAAAACUGAUGUGGAUUUUGUUACACUGAAAAGAGCAGACGUUCUGUGCCUUACUGAAAAUCAGACACAUCUUGUUUUGCACUUAUAAAGAUGUAAGUUUUGUACUGGGGACAACUGGCAAUAAUUGUACUGUAUUUAUACCCAUCCAGGAAUAAUGGAAAUUGAAGUUCUAUGGGACACAGCUGGAUUGCUUAGUAGUAAUUUAAGGAGAUGAGAGAAAUAUUAUUCCCAAUGCAAAGAACACUAUUAAGUAAAUUGCAUUGAAAUAAUGCAGAAAAAGCACUGUUACUUUUCAAGGUGUAAGAUGUCAAUCUGCAGCUUUGAUAUCUUACAAGUUUUUUACUUUUUCCUUUUUUACUACCUGUUAAACAGCAUUAUCACUUUAAGAGAUGCAAAAAGUUACUCUCUAAACUGUGUCACGAUGUGUUGUUUAUAGCACUGCUUUAUGGUAGUUUUUACACUGAAUCUGAAAUCAGAAUGGUUUAUUUUGUACAUAGAAAUGAAUUUUGUAAAUAACUGACUGCAUAAGGCCUAUAUUUAGAGCUGCUGUUUUGUAUGUACUGUACAAAUGUGGUCAAGUUCCCGUGCUUCUGUCAGAUGCUACUGAAGUCAGCAGUUCUGUGGUGACUGGGCAAUGUUAUUCAGUUGUGAGCAAAACGGGUGCAAAACUCCACCAUACCCUGCAUGUUUGGGCAAGGCUGGGCAGACAGCACUGCGUCCCUCUGGAGGGACAGGGCCCGAGGUGCAGUGCUG
Messenger RNA from Tympanuchus pallidicinctus (lesser prairie-chicken), 3257 nucleotides. It is a transcript of the gene FZD6, whose product is annotated as frizzled class receptor 6. Gene Ontology annotation, biological process: non-canonical Wnt signaling pathway; canonical Wnt signaling pathway. The coding region runs from base 340 to 2469 and encodes 709 amino acids. The record is from RefSeq and is a predicted model, not a curated record. The transcript is spliced from 7 exons. Gene Ontology annotation, molecular function: Wnt-protein binding; Wnt receptor activity. NCBI's taxonomy places the organism in Eukaryota, Metazoa, Chordata, Aves, Galliformes, Phasianidae. Gene Ontology annotation, cellular component: plasma membrane.